AAAAUUUCUCCAUAUAUAGAUAGAUCCCACUGGCCAGUGGCCACUCAAUAAAAAAUAAAAUAAAAUCCAUCUCAAGGGCAUAUCCGUCCUAAAAGAAAAAUACCUCCAAGCAUAAAUGUGCCCCACUCUCGUGUUCAUAUGAUGGUUCACUUGCCCUAGUACCACUAGCUCUCAUUCAUUUUCUUCUUCUCCUUCUAUGCUCUAAUUAAUUCCGUGUUGGUUUUUUCACACGUGUGAGCAAACAAACAUGGAUGCUGGCCACGCUCCGCCAUAUGGUCUAACCCUAGCUGAGUUUUCCGAGCUGGAGCUCAUCGACACGUACCACAAAUUCGAGCCGUCGCCGAACACAUGCACGUCGCUAAUAACGCAGAAAAUCGAAGCUCCGGCACAGCAAAUUUGGCCGUUGGUCCGGAACUUCGACAACCCUAAAAAAUACAAGCACUUCAUCAAGAGCUGCAACAUGAAAGGCGACGGCGGAGUUGGGAGCAUAAGGGAGGUGAUGGUGGUUUCGGGGCUCCCGGCGUCGACGAGCACCGAGAGGCUGGAGAUUUUGGACGACGAGAAGCACAUAAUAAGCUUUAGAGUUGUGGGAGGGGAGCACAGGCUUAAUAACUAUAGGUCGGUUACUUCGGUCAAUGAGUUCGUUAAUUGCGAAGGUGAGGAGGGGAAUAAUCAAGUGUACUCGAUUGUCUUGGAGUCGUAUGUGGUGGACAUACCAGAAGGGAACACCGGGGAGGAUACAAAGAUGUUUGCGGACACUGUGAUCAAGUUGAACUUGCAAAAGCUUGGAGUGGUGGCUAUGGCGGCGAAUGUGCAUGGCAACACUGGAGGAGGACAUGAUCAAUCAUGAAUUGACUAUUAUAUUUUUUUUAUAAAAAAAUAAAAAUAAAAAUCAAAUUUUAGUGGUUAGUGCAUUGCUGUUAAUUUUGAUGCAAGUUGAAUAUUGUUCCCAUUUCUUCUUUUUUAUUUUAUGAUUUUUAUUUCACUUGGUACGGUUGGGGAUUUGAUAAAUAUGUAUAUUUUUAUUUGCUUGCGGGGAUGGGAAAGAGAUCCUAAUCUCUUCCACCGAA
Molecule: messenger RNA, 1070 nt
Organism: Pyrus x bretschneideri (Chinese white pear)
Lineage: Eukaryota; Viridiplantae; Streptophyta; Magnoliopsida; Rosales; Rosaceae
Product: abscisic acid receptor PYL2
Biological process (GO): abscisic acid-activated signaling pathway
Cellular component (GO): nucleus; cytoplasm
Molecular function (GO): abscisic acid binding; signaling receptor activity; protein phosphatase inhibitor activity
Source: RefSeq, a predicted model, not a curated record